Messenger RNA from Camelina sativa (false flax), 437 nucleotides. RefSeq lists its product as uncharacterized. Lineage: Eukaryota; Viridiplantae; Streptophyta; Magnoliopsida; Brassicales; Brassicaceae. The record is from RefSeq and is a predicted model, not a curated record.
CCUGAAAAAUGGCGUCUCUAGGACUUUCCUUCACCCUAGUUUUUCUCUUGGCAAUCUUACUGACAGUUUCUGAAGCCAACAACAGCAGAAAAAUCCUGCAAACUCCCAAUAACUACAAACCGCUAUAUUCUCCUCCUCCACCGCCUUAUCAACCUUCGGUUACUCUUCCCCCUCCUCCUCCUCCUCCAGUUUAUUCUCACCCGGUUGUUCUUUCUCCUCCACCUCCUACUCCAAUCUAUCCACCCCCGGUUGCUCUUUCUCCUCCACCUCCUACUCCAGUCUAUGCACCCCCGGUUGCUCUUUCUCCACCACCUCCUACUCCAAUCUAUCCACCCCCGGUUGUUCAUCUUCCUUCUCCUCAAGCUCACAGAGCCUUCUACUACAGGAAAUCUCCUCCUCCACCUCCAUCCAGGAAGCCUUGGUGGUGGUUGUUGUAG